Molecule: messenger RNA, 1069 nt
Organism: Oreochromis niloticus (Nile tilapia)
Lineage: Eukaryota; Metazoa; Chordata; Actinopteri; Cichliformes; Cichlidae
Exons: 12
Coding region: 17-712 (231 amino acids)
Source: RefSeq, a predicted model, not a curated record
GUCAGCACAGAGCUGGAUGUCAGUUAAAGUAACUGUAUCAGGAGCUGACAGCUCUUCAUCUCCUGUGUGGUUGAUGGUUGGACUGGUUUGUGGAGUCUCUCUCAUUAUUAUUCUCCUGCUCUUGUUGUAUCGCUGCAGACAGUCCAAGUGUGCAGAUAAACCCCCAGAUGUCAUUUACUCUAAUAUUGAACUGGAAAAGUUUGGAAAUAAGCGGAAGCAUCAUAAACCAGAGCAGAGUGCUGUUUACGCUAAUGUGAAGACGGGAGCUGCAGAAAAUGCUGCUCUUUAUGAAUCAGUUACACAUGUGGAAGACACUAGAAAUGGUGUCGGCGACCCCAAAGAUGUCACAUACUCUCUUACUAAGUUAAAAAACAUUGGAAAUAAGCGGAGGCUUCGUAGAGCAGAGGAGAGUGACAUUUACUCUGAUGUGAAGAUGGGAGCUGCAGAGGACAACCUGAUGUAUGCUGAGAUUAACCACCACAAAAAAGAAAAAGCCAAGAAAAACAAAGGAAAAUCAAGUCCUGAAUCAACCAAUGAAGCAGUUUACUCCGAAGUCAAAUUAGAAAGAGCUCUAGAGGACAGUCCAAUGUAUGCUCAGGUCAGCCGCCGGAAUAAAGGAAAUGCUAAGACAAACAAGGGAAAAUCAAGUCUUGUGUCAGCUGAUGAAGCAGUUUACUCUGAAGUCAAACGAGGGAGCACUCUAGGUCAGUGAGGAGAGCUGUAACAGCAACCCCAUAAUGAAGCUUUUUAUGAAGCCACUGUUGCUCCUCUGCUACCCAAGUGUCAUACACGCCCAAUAAGUAUAAGAGUUAUAGGUCAUCAUCAUUAUGAAAUACAAUAUCUGUAUUAAUAACUGUAGACUUAUUACUGUAUUUUAGCACAAAAAAGUACAAACUGGUGUGCUUCUGUUUAGUUUCAUGCUCUCUCUAUUCACUCAGUGAUAAUAACAGUUUGACACACAGUCAGCUUUUUCACUGUUACAUAUGGUUUAUUAAUGUUUGGGCAAUAAACACUGUAUAUUUUUGUAUGUAAUGAUCUUCUACAUUAUUAAAAGAAGACUGAUAUGAUA